Molecule: messenger RNA, 954 nt
Organism: Elephantulus edwardii (Cape elephant shrew)
Lineage: Eukaryota; Metazoa; Chordata; Mammalia; Macroscelidea; Macroscelididae
Product: olfactory receptor 6Q1-like
Exons: 1
Coding region: 1-954 (317 amino acids)
Biological process (GO): G protein-coupled receptor signaling pathway
Cellular component (GO): membrane
Molecular function (GO): olfactory receptor activity; G protein-coupled receptor activity
Source: RefSeq, a predicted model, not a curated record
AUGCAGCCAUAUGCUCCAAACAGGACCCAGGUGACAGAGUUUGUCAUGGUGGGCUUCACUGGGGUCCAGGAAACACGGGUCCUCUUCUUCCUCCUCUUCCUCACCAUGUACUUGUUCACCUUGUUGGAGAACUUGGCCAUCAUCUUGGUGGUAUGUCUGGACCACCGGCUGCAGAGACCUAUGUACUUCUUCCUGACACACUUGUCUUGCCUUGAAAUCUUGUAUACCUCAGUCACCGUGCCCAAGAUGCUGGCUGGCUUUAUUGGGGCGGAUGGGGGCAAGACCAUCUCGUAUGCCGGCUGCCUGUCUCAACUCUUCAUCUUUACCUUCCUUGGAGCAACAGAGUGCUUCCUGCUGGCCGCCAUGGCCUAUGACCGCUACGUGGCCAUUUGCAUGCCUCUCCGCUACGGGGCCUUGGUGUCCUGGGGCACCUGCGUGCGCCUGGCAGCUGCGUGCUGGCUGAUGGGCUUUCUCACCCCCGUGUUGCCCAUCUACCUCAUGUCCCAGCUGAUAUUUUGUGGUCCCAAUGUUGUUGACCAUUUCUUCUGCGACGCCUCUCCUCUACUAGCCCUGUCGUGCUCAGACGUCACCCUCAAGGAGACGGCGGAUUUCCUCGUUUCUUUGGCUGUCCUCCUGGUCUCCUCCACGGUCAUUGCUGUGUCCUACGGCAACAUUGUCUGGAUGCUGCUACACAUGAGGUCAGCUACGGAGCGCCGGAAGGCCUUCUCCACGUGUGCGGCUCAUCUGACUGUGGUGAGCAUCUUCUACGGCACGCUCUUCUUUAUGUACGUCCGCACCAAGGUGGCCUCGUCCAUCAACUUCAACAAGGUGAUUUCUGUCUUCUACUCCAUCGUCACGCCUAUGCUCAAUCCUCUCAUCUACAGUCUUCGGAAUAAAGAGGUGAAGGGCGCCCUGGUCCGGACCUUUUCCCUCAAGUGUUGGAAGAAGCAAUGA